Messenger RNA from Branchiostoma belcheri (Belcher's lancelet), 1305 nucleotides. RefSeq names its product proteoglycan 4-like. The record is from RefSeq and is a predicted model, not a curated record. The coding region runs from base 1 to 1305 and encodes 434 amino acids. Lineage: Eukaryota; Metazoa; Chordata; Leptocardii; Amphioxiformes; Branchiostomatidae. The transcript has 7 exons.
AUGAAAUCCAACAGUCAAGUCAAAUCAAACCAGCCCGGACAUUUCCCCGUGCCUCUAACACAGACCAGCCCGGACAUGUGGACCAACCAGUCUCCCCGGCAGAAGCGGUGCCGCGCGGUGUUCCUGCUCGGCGCGCUGCUGGUUAUCCUGGGCUGCUUCAGCGUCGUGCUGGGCGUCACGGCCGCCGUCAGGUUCGCCUGGAGCACCGAGCACCGGCUCAGCGCGCCCGUCUGGGGCGGCGUCAUGGUCAUCGCGACAGGCGCAAGUACCACGUACGCGAUCCAGAAGAACAAGCACAAGCAUCUGUACUACUUGUUACUGGGGGUGAGCGUUGCCGGGAUGACGGUUUCCUUUCCGCAGUGGAUCCUGUCGCUCUCCGGGCUGAUCAGCGGGGACCAGCUGUGCUCAGGAUCUGCUCUGGGACUGAACAAUCACCAAGACACGCCGAGGGACUACGUUGCUGCCAAGGCUCUGCAUGGGGUUUGUCUGGUGCUCGGGUUUGCGGAGACGCUCGUCAGCUUCAGUCUGGCCAUCUUAGCCAGUGUCGGCAUCUGCGACAACGGAGAGACGUCGACUUCCGUGUUGGAAAGGCAAAACCGUCUGUCCGUCCGGCGCGGCAGUACCCGAGCAAGCAGCAGGAGAGCGAGGCCGGCGGUGGUUCGGCUACAUCUCGCAUCAGGAUGCCGUUUGAACCCGCCGCCUUACGAUGCAGAACCACACACCGGGCCCAGGGCACCGUACUGUACAGAAACGCACGCCGGGCCCAGGGCACCGUACUGUACAGAAACGCACGCCGGGCCCAGGGCACCGUACUGUACAGAAACACACAUAGGACCCAGGUCUAACACCUCCCCGCCCCCUUAUACUGCCGAGCCCGGGCCCGGGUCACCUGCAGAACCACGCGCCGGGCCCAGGACAACACACGCCGGGCCCAUGUCCCAUUCGUCCCCGCCGCCUUACGUUGCCGAGCCCGGGCCCAGGUCUCUCUCUCGGCCCGGGCACUCUGUAGAACCACCCGUCGGACCCAGGACACCUGCGGAACCACAGACCGGGCCUAGACCUCACGCGUCGCCGCCGCCUUACGCUGCCGAGCCUAGGACACCGUACUGUACAGAAACGCACACCGGGCCCAGGGCACCUGUGGAACAACACACCGGGCCCAGGGCACCUGCGGAAACGCACACCGGGCCCAGGGCACCUGUGGAACAACACACCGGGCCCAGGACUCUCACGACCCCGCCGGACGGCACCAUGCGCGAGCCUCCACCGCCGUACCAGUCCCGGGAGGACCUGUCUCGGGUCUGA